Drosophila subpulchrella is the source of this 675-nucleotide messenger RNA. RefSeq names its product protein JTB (gene JTBR). The transcript is spliced from 2 exons. The record is from RefSeq and is a predicted model, not a curated record. Gene Ontology annotation, cellular component: midbody; membrane; cytoplasm. Bases 105 to 563 code for a protein of 152 amino acids. Gene Ontology annotation, biological process: mitotic cytokinesis. NCBI's taxonomy places the organism in Eukaryota, Metazoa, Arthropoda, Insecta, Diptera, Drosophilidae.
UGCGGUCACACUUCGAAGCUGGCUAAAGUGAAAACCAAAACAAGAGGAGUCAGAGUUAUACCCCCAACUCAUUCCAAUAAGAGAGCCACCUUCCCGCCUCCACAAUGCUUGAAAACUGCCAACGACAUCAUAUGCUCCUUGGACUGGGAGCCCUAACGAUGGUCACGAUCCUCGUUCUUUUUGUGGAAUCCCGAUACGCGGCAGAGGGACCCCGUCGCCGGGAGCCGCAGUUCGUCAUCGAGGACAACUCGACGUGCUGGCGAAACGAGAAGUACACGAUGGUGCAGGAGUGCCAUCCGUGCUCCGAGUUCGACAUAGUCAGCCGGAGCCUGGGCGUCUGUAUCCACACGCACUACAAGGAGGUGCUGCGCUGCCAGAGCGGUGAGAUCGUGACCAGGAGCUGCGACCGGGUGGCGCUCAUCGAGCAGAUGAACUUCCUGAAAUUUGAGGUCUUGUGCCUUGUAGUUGGACUACUGAGCUACCUGGUGAGCUACGCUCGAGAUCGAAUCCUCUCCAGGCGCAACUACAUGAGAAUCGAACGGCAGCUCAACCGGGUGCAAUAGCCCCUCUCCAGGCUAUCCAUUCCCUUCCCCAAGUGAUACUCAUUGAACGUACGGAAGGUACAAUAUUUAAUUUAAUUUAGUUUAAGUACAUACAUAUACAACACUCUGGAAA